CGGCCACAGCUGCUCUCAGUUUUCUGCACCCCGUCUUGCUCAAACGUGCCGUUUCUUGCUCUUGGACCUUGUGCUCUCGUUUUCGGCGAAGUCAUGGCUUUCAAGCUGUGCGUUCUCCUUGCCGUUUUGGCUGUGGUCGCUUCUAAGCCACUGAUCCACAACCACCAAAUUCAUAUUGUUUCUACCAUCCACCAUCAUACCAAAUCCGCUGAAGUCCACCGUCAUACCAAACAUGCUGAAGUUUCUCCGGCCGUCCGUCACAUGGACAAUCAAAAAUAUCAAGCCAUACGGGCCGAAUACAAAAAACACGAGGCCAUGGCCGAGAAGGAACUUAUGGCUGAAUUCGAAAAAAAGGCAAAUAUCGCUCAUCAGCAGGACACAGGUAAUCCACAGAGGGAAGAGGGAGUACCAGAUACUGAAGACCUGAUUCCUGAAAUAGAAGAGACUACACCAGUUACUGAAGAAGGAACACCCGAAAUGGAAGAUGGUAUUCAGGAUACGGAAGAGGCGAUAUCAACCAUGGAAGAGGGAACACCAGAGACUGAGUCGGAUGGCGCAACCUGCAACAACAAAAAUCAUCAUCAUCAUCAUCAUCAUCAUAAGCACCAUGCUCCUAUUGCAAAGGUCCCUACACCUGUUGUGUCUGCCGCCAAGGAACCAAUUGCAUCCGAUACUGAGCAUCUCUAUGACACACCCAUACCGAAGGCGAAUUCCUCAUCCUUGAAGGACGUGACGGACGAUUUCACAGUCGAUGGGCCCUCUGGAUCCGAGGAGCCUGUGUUGCAGGAAUCGGAGCCUGAGCAGUCCUCUCUGGAUGGAUCUCUGUCCCAGUCCCAGGAGGCUGUGGACGAGGAGUCUGUGCAUGAAGAGUCUGUGGGUGAGGAGUCGGUGGACGAGGAGUCUGUGGUUGAGGAGUCUGUAUCUGAUACUGAGCACAUCUUUGACUCACCAAUUCCGAAGGCGGAUCCCUCAUCUUUGAAAGACGUGACGGACAAUUUCGAAGUUGAUGGGUCCUCUGUAUCCGAGGAGACCGUGUCCGAGGAGUCGGAGCCUGAGCAGCUGGAGACCUCAUCUUCGAGGGAAGAUACCGACGACUUCACGCAUGGCCAUACCAAUAAUGACCAGCCCGAGUCUACUGAAAUUGUAGAGGACGAACACCAUUCUCACCAUGAGCAGGGGUCGUCGUCAUCAUCAUCGGAGUCGUCAGAGGAAGAAUGCGAUUGCAAGAAGAAAGGCCACAACCACCAUCAUAAGCACGGUCUCCCUGCGUCGCCAGUCCGCACACCUGCUGACGAAGGAGUCGAGGAACCAGUUGCGCCCGAUACUGAGCGCAUCUUUGACUCUCCUCUGCCAAAGGCGGAUCCCUCAUCUUUGAAGGACGUUGUGGAUGAUUUCACAGUCGUAUCCGAGGAAACCACUGAGACAUAUCCAGAGAACAGUUCCCCCCAGCACCCACCAUUGUCCGACAUGUUCUCUGACACUGAUGGUUCUGCUCCGGAACACGUUGCUUCGAACGCUGAGUCUGAGCCCGCGGAGGAGUCGUACGAGUCGGAACCGACUCGUGCCGAGUCUGCGGAGUCGUACGAGUCGGAACCGACUCGUGCCGAGUCCGUGAACGAGAAUGUAGCUGCCGAUCAGUCCAACGAGGAUGUGUAUUCUCUCGACCAAGCCUCUCAGGAUCCAGUUGCUCCCGAGACCACGCUGGCCUCGUCGGAGGAGGAUCCUCUCCUCCAGCCCGCGGUGUCCGCGUCAGGAUCCGAGUCUGGAUUCGAGGGACACGAUGAGUCACUGGCCGAGGAAGAUUCCCCUGCCGUGACCGAACUGGGCUCCGACUCUGAGGACCUAGCAGAGAUGGAACACACAAACAAUGUCUAUUCUAUUGAUGAGUCUUCUGAGGAACACGUGCCUUCGAGCUCCGUGUCUGCUUCCCAGGACGCUGAUGAAUCCAGACCGGAUUACGACGAAUUGGUGAAUUCCGACGGAUCUUUCUCCGAGGACGAGCCUGCUGGCUCCGAGUCUGAGUCCGAAAGCACUUCUGAUGACGACUCUUCGCAGACAUCUGCUCACGGAGACUCUGAGUCGGACUGUGAGUCAGAAGAUGAGAACCACGACCAUUCCUCUCACGAGUCUCUGGCUGAUGGCUCCGUGUCCGCGUCUGAGGAGAUUGACGAGUUUAAGACGUCCGUGUCCCAGUCUCGGGAGUCCGAGGAGGAGUCCAUUCCCGAAUCUGAGCAAUCCAUUUCCCAAUCUGAGGAGCCCAUUCCCGAAACGGAGGAGUCCAUUCCCGAAUCUGAGCAAUCCAUUUCCCAAUCUGAGGAGCCCAUUCCCGAAUCUGAGCAAUCCAUUUCCCAAUCUGAGGAGCCCAUUCCCGAAUCUGAGGCGUCUAUUCCCGGAUCUAAUUUAACGUCUGAGCCAAUGUCCAAGUUCUUGUCCGAAAUUGACGCCCCGCCAUCGUCACUCACUGAGGAGGUUCUCGGAAACUCACAAUCGUCCUCUGCUUCCGUUGACACCACAGGGACAUCCCAAUCCGCAAGCUCCUCUGCUUCCGUUGAGGAUUCACACACAUCCCAAUCCGCAAGCUCCUCUGCUUCCGUUGAUGAUUCACACACAUCCCAAUCCGCAAGCUCCUCUGCUUCCGUUGAUGAUUCACACACAUCCCAAUCCGCAAGCUCCUCUGCUUCCGUUGAGGAUUCACACACAUCCAAAUCCGCAAGCUCCUCUGCUUCCGUUGAGGAUUCCCACACAUCCCAAUCCGCAAGUUCCUCUGCUUCCGUUGACGAUUCACACACAUCCAAAUCCGCAAGCUUCUCUGCUUCCGUUGAGGAUUCACACACAUCCCAAUCCGCAAGCUCCUCUGCCUCCGUUGAGGAUUCGCGCACAUACUAUCAUGAGAAGACCUGCAGCCAGUACCAUCUCGCUGCAAGCACUAAACAGGUUACGAGAGAGCAGGCACAAGCGUCGUGUACCGAACGAAACAUGGACGUCCUAACCCAAGAGUGGAUCGGAGAUCUGCAGGAUGACGUGUGCUUUUCGGAGGUGCUCCGGGUGCUGCGAGGUCACACUGACGGCAGCACUCACGGUCACGGCAUCGAUCACAUCUGGCUGCGAAAGCAGUGGAACAACAACUUUCUGCAGUACAAUAUCCACGGCGGUAAGAUCAGCGAGCCUCAAGAGCAGUCAACGGCCAACGCCUUUAUCUGCGCCAAACAAGCCCAAUCUGACUCCUCCUCUCAUGGCCAUGGUAUUACUGUUGAGUCCGACUUGCCUUCUCUCACAGCGGAUAUUUUCGGCGACCACUAGCCAGUGGCCGUCACAACACUGAACUCGACAAGCUCGACAGCCUUUAAGUUCCGUCAGCCUACCCUGGGCACCCGCAAAGAUAACUCUUCCUAUUUUCACCGCCAUGCGUGCGCAGAACUCCUGACGAUGCUGCCUGCCUGCGGUGCUCAUGCAGAACCUUUGUGACAUGCCGGGACACGUUCCGACCAACCGUGGCGGCGGCAGCUGAGAGCAUCAUUCUCGCUUGCUCUACUGCGACCCUGGCACUCUUAAACUGCGGCGACUACCGUACUACUUGCGCCGGGCGACGCUAUUGUCUCGCGCGGUGUCAUUGGCAUGCCAGUACAAUUCAAUUAUACUCUUCUCCUUUCUUUGACUGAUUCAUCCUUUUGCAGGUAAUAUGUGUUCUGGC
Messenger RNA from Sycon ciliatum, 3691 nucleotides. Its product is annotated as streptococcal hemagglutinin-like. The transcript has 25 exons. The record is from RefSeq and is a predicted model, not a curated record. NCBI's taxonomy places the organism in Eukaryota, Metazoa, Porifera, Calcarea, Leucosolenida, Sycettidae. Bases 94 to 3300 code for a protein of 1068 amino acids.